Molecule: messenger RNA, 7734 nt
Organism: Bipolaris maydis ATCC 48331
Lineage: Eukaryota; Fungi; Ascomycota; Dothideomycetes; Pleosporales; Pleosporaceae
Biological process (GO): fatty acid biosynthetic process; secondary metabolite biosynthetic process
Molecular function (GO): 3-oxoacyl-[acyl-carrier-protein] synthase activity; fatty acid synthase activity; oxidoreductase activity
Source: RefSeq, a predicted model, not a curated record
AUGAACAGACCAAUUGCCAUUAUUGGAAUUGCCUUCAGGGGCCCUGGUGAUGCUCGGGACCCUGAGGCUUUCUAUCGUAUGCUCAUCGAGGGCCGCAGUGCACGCACUGAGAUUCCAAAAGAUCGUUACAACGUCGAUGCAUUCUAUCACCCUGACCCAGAACGAUUAGGCAGCAUCCAACAAAGAUAUGCUCACUUUCUACAACAAGACUUCAAAGCUUUUGAUGCACCCUUCUUUAGUAUCACACCGAAAGAAGCCAAAGCCAUGGAUCCAACACACCGCAUCCUCUUAGAAGCCGCAUAUGAAGGCUUCGAAAAUGCAGGCCUGACUUUGGAUCAGGUGUCUGGAACUCAGACUUCAUGCUACAUCGGAACUUUCACAGCUGAUUUCCCCAACCUACAAGCCCGCGACAAUGAGGGCCCUUCAAUCUACCAUGCCACUGGCAUGUCAUCAUCUUUGGCUUCCAAUAGGUUGUCUUGGUUCUACAAUCUGAGGGGGCCUUCCCUAACAAUCGACACAGCUUGUUCAUCCAGUCUGACUGCAUUUCACUUAGCAUGUCAAAGCCUUCGUACAGGAGAGUCCGAGAUGAGUGUUGUCGGAGGAGCCAAUCUUAUGUUUGGGCCCGAUAUGUCUAUUCUCUUAGGAGCAGCCAAGAUUCUGUCACCUGAAGGGAAGAGUAAGAUGUGGGAUGCGAAUGCAGACGGCUUUGCUCGUGGAGAAGGCUUUGGUGUGACAAUAUUGAAGCCUCUAGACACAGCUCUACGCGAUGGUGAUACUAUCCGAGCGGUUGUACUGGCUACAGCCACUAACGAAGAUGGUCAUACGCCUGGAAUUUCACUACCCAACAGUGAAGCGCAACAAGACUUGAUUCGCAGGGCAUAUCAAAUGGCUGGGGUAGAUCCAGCAGAGACAGGCUAUGUUGAGGCUCAUGGAACCGGAACAAUGGCAGGUGACCCGUUGGAAGCCAAGGCCAUCUUGAAGACCGUUGGAUCAGUCGAGGGCCGCAAAUCAAGUCUUUAUGUUGGAUCCGUGAAGACAAACAUUGGUCAUCUGGAGGGCGCAGCUGGCGUAGCUGGUGUCAUAAAAGCUGCGCUGGCUGUAGAGCGAGGUCUGAUACCUCAAAAUCUUUGGUUUGAAAAGCUCAACCCCGAGAUCAAUUUACCGGAAAAUGUCGAAAUACCCUUGAAGCUUACGCCGUGGCCGUCUGAUGGACCACGUCGUGCGAGUAUCAACAGCUUCGGUUUUGGUGGCGCCAACGCUCAUGUCAUUCUUGAGGACACAGCAUCUUUCUUGUCACGCCAUGGUUUGAAGGGUCGGCAUGCAACAGCACCGCAUCCUUGUGUCACUGAAAUCGGCGGAGGCUACUCCAAUAGCACCUCCAGUAGAUCAUCAAGUUCGAUUGCUGACGAGACUUCAAGUAGCGACUCGAGCGACGCUGCGAGUGACCUAUCCAGCGAAAUUCUGCACGACUUACAACCUACCCCAAAGCUAUUUACAAUCUCUGCCAACGACCAAGAGGGAGUACGACGCAAUGUCGAGCGGUUACAACGAUAUCUCUCCGCGAAGACUUCUGCUACUCCCGCAUUUCUCAGUGACUUGGCAUUUACACUGAGCGCCAAAAGAAGUCUACUUCCUUGGAAAUCGUAUGUUGUCUCAUCGAAGGUCUCCGAACUGCAAGAGAGACUGUCCAGUCUUGCGCCUGUGGUUCGCUCUUCUAGUUCUGCAAUUCCACGCAUCGCCUUUGUAUUCACUGGUCAAGGCGCACAGUGGCAUGCAAUGGGAAAGGGACUAUCGAUUCAUGCAGCGUAUUUUGAAAGCAUGCAGAGAUCUGAAGCACUGCUUAGAUCGUUUGGUUGCCCAUGGAGUCUCAAUGAAGAGCUGAGCCAGACGGAAACUGAGUGCAAGCUGCGGGAGACUGACUACAGCCAGCCAGCAUGUACCGCUAUUCAGAUUGCACUAGUGGAUCUCUUGAGGGAUUUUGGAGUGACCCCCGUUGCAGUCGUAGGGCAUUCGAGUGGCGAGAUCGCCGCUGCAUACGCCGCUGGCUUCAUCGACCAAGAGGCUGCGAUCAAGAUUGCGUGGCUGAGAGGACAAGUUAGUAAAACUGUUCCCACCAACGGCGGUAUGUUGGCAGUCUCUGCCAGUGCUGAAAGCGUACAAACCUACAUUGACGGCCUGAAAAACGGUAGAGCGGUUGUUGGAUGCUUCAACUCUACCAAAGCCUGUACCAUCUCCGGCGACGCUUCAGCCAUCAGCGAGCUGAAAAGCAUAUUAAAAGAUGCGCAAAUCUCAUGCACCCGGCUACCUAUGGAUAUUGCGUACCACUCAUGUCAUAUGGAGGCAGCACGUGAGGCAUAUGAAAGCGCUUUGGAAGGUAUCGUGCAUGGCUCGACUUCAACUAUUCCCAUGUUCUCGUCGGUCUCAGGUGCACUUGUUACACCCGAGAUGAUGAAACCAUCUUACUGGGUUGAGAACCUGGUAUCUCCUGUCGAUUUCGUCACAGCCACAAAGUGUUUACUGAACCAUCCACUGGAAAGCAAAUCGCGCAAAGCCUUCGCCAGCGUCUUCGUCGAACUGGGCCCACACUCCGCAUUGCGCAAUUAUCUUCUGGAUAUUUUCAGCAGUGAGAAAAUCGCUGCAGAUCUUACCUAUGCAACUGUCCUCCGCCGUAAUUUUGAAGGCGCUACUACUGCGCUGGAAGCCAUGGGUCAUCUGUGGUCACAAGGAUACCCCGUCGAUUUGAAUAAGAUCAAUAGCCUGGAGCCAGAAAAUGCCAACAUGCUGGUCGAUCUACCUCCAUAUGUUUGGAACCAUAAGCCAUACUGGUGCGAAUCACAACUAAGCCGACAGUAUCGCCUUCGUCAAUCGCCACGCACCGACCUUCUAGGUUAUCGCCUCCCCGGAACACCCGAAUACACAUGGCGCAACUUUUUGCGAUGCAACGAAAACCCAUGGAUUCGCGAGCAUAAGGUUCAGGGCGACAUUCUUUACCCUGGUGCAGGUAUGCUCGUAAUGGCUAUUGAAGCUGCUCACCAAGUAGCCCAAGAAACCAGCGUUGAUGAGGUACAUGGCUUCGAAUUGCGCGACGUCAGCAUCGAUACCGCCCUUCGUGUGCCGGACACAGAGAUGGGUAUUGAAGUCAUGACACAGCUGCACAAUCGCCGUACAGGCACACGGGCAGCACCAUCAUCUGCACUUUACGAAUUCACAAUCUCUUCGUGGAACAAAGAAAUGUCUUGCUGGAGUGCUCAUGCGCGAGGUCUGAUCUCAAUCACUUACAAGACCUUUUCGACUGCGAUGGAGCACGAGCUGGCCCUUGAAAACGGGCGCUGUAUGACGUCGAUGAUUGAAGCUCGAAAAGCAUGCCAGAAGCCAGCGAGAAGCUUCUUGUACGAUACAGUCGAGACGAUUGGAAUGCAAUACGGCCCAACUUUCCGUAACAUGAUUGAGCUAUAUGUUGGCUUGAAUGCCAGUUAUGGAGUUAUCAAAGUGCCUGAUACCAAGGCAAUCAUGCCCAAGGGCUACGAGUUCCCUCAUGUCAUUCAUCCUGCCACGCUGGACUCAGUUCUUCACUUACUCUUCCCGAGCAUCUCUGGAAAAGAGCAAUCACUCAGCGAAGCUGUAGUGCCAAGGUCCUUUGAACGCAUCUUCAUUUCAGCAAAUACUCCUAAGAUGCCGAGUACAGAGCUUCACGGUUGCUCAACAGCAAAGAAGCUCAGCUACACAACAUGGACUGCUGACAUUAUCAUGUCCGAAUCAAGUAUGGUGGAACCUACCAUCAUCAUGGAAGGUGUAGUCCUUGCAUCUGUUGGCUCAGCUGAAAAUGUGUCGAAGCGACUGGAAACGCGCGCAUCGUGCUUUGCACAGAACUGGUAUGUGGAUGCCGACUUGCUGACUCCAUGUCAAAUCAAAGAAACAAUCUACAAGAGGACAUUGAAGAGUAAGGACGAUGAUUUGGUACUGGAUCUUCUAGAGUUUGUUUGUCUGGUCUACAUCCACCGCAUCUUGGAUUGGUUUGAGAGCGAGGAAGGCAAGAUACACGAGCCACAAGAUGGAUUCUGGAAGCUGUACGUGGACUGGAUGCAUGAACAGGUUAAGCAAUUCCCCCCGCUCCCUGCAGAUGUUGAAGGCGAGAUGCAGCGAGCCCGCCAGCGCAUCGGAAGAUCGGAGAGUGGUGAUAUCACGGUGCAAAUGGUGGACCGCAUCGGACAAAACCUUUCUCGCAUCUUCACACACGAGGUCGAAGCUUUACAAUGCAUGACUGAAGGAGAUCUUCUCUAUGCUUUCUACCGGGGCGCAUUCGGUACAAGCUUCAACACCAAUGUUGCCGAAUACGUUGGUCUACUAGCUGACAAGCGACCUGGACUGCGCAUCUUGGAAAUCGGUGCGGGAACGGGCGGUACGACGUAUCAUGUCCUGGAGCGUCUGCGCAAUCCCGAUGGCAGCUCCAAAGCCACUCAGUAUCACUUCACCGAUAUUUCUCCUGGGUUUCUCGCCAAAGCAGCCGACCGAUUCGAUAAAGACGCAUCUAUCAUGCAGUUCGGCACACUCAACAUUGAAAAUAACCCCACAGAGCAAGGAUUCAGCCCCGAGUCAUUCGAUCUUAUCGUAUGUGCCAACGUGCUUCACGCAACUAAGAGCAUCCAAGAAACCUUGGCACACUGCAAGUCGCUUCUAAAGCCCGGAGGCCAUCUCGUCCUGUCCGAGGUAACCAUCAAGCGCAUCUUCUCGGGCUUCAUUAUGGGUCCUUUGCCCGGUUGGUGGCUAGGAGAAGCGGAUGGUCGAAAGGGAGGUCCACUCCUAGACGCUAAAGAGUGGAACGUCGCGUUGAAAUCGGCUGGCUUCUCCGGUGUCGAUGUUGAUGUUCGUGGUGACAGAGACACGUCCAAAGAACCUGUAUCGCUUAUCAUCUCAACAAAGCCCGAGACGUCAAUCGUGACUUUGCCUCCUUGUCUUAUCAUUAGCACUGGCACACAAGCAUCUCAAAAGCUUGCCAACCAUAUGAGAGAGGCGUUUUCCUUGGCCGGUCAUGAAGUUGAUAUUGCUCAAUGGAAGGGCAUUACCAAGACGAGUGUAGCUGGGAAGUAUUGCCUCUGCCUUGCAGAGUGGGAGAUUCCCGUCCUGGCAAAUCUCACGAAUGAAGACUGGGAUAGAGUUCGUGAGAUUGUUCUCUCCUCCGAGGGAGCCCUUUGGGUUACUGGUGGUGGAGCUCUCGAUACCACCCACCCUCUUAAAAGCCUCAUGGUCGGACUGGCAAGGGCUAUCCGCAAUGAGAACGCCGGUGUACGCCUUGUAUGUCUAGAUCUAGAGGCUCCGUCAACUAUCGACUUUGAAAAGGCAUCCCGGAUAACACUGAAGGUUGCUGAAGCGCACAUCCGAGGCGACGGCACGGAGGGUGAAUUUGCUGCACGCGAUGAGACUGCUUUUAUUCCUCGUGUUGAGCGGACACUGGAGAUGGAUGCAUCACUGCGCAAAUACGAAGCAAAGGGCGAUCCCGAGAUGGUUUCUUUCGUGGGAUGCGGCCGCCCUCUGAAACUGACUAUCAAAACACCUGGACUGCUAGACACAUUCCAGUGGGAAGAAGAUGAGAUAUAUCACACCCCUAUGCCCAAUGAUUGGAUCGAGAUAGAGGUGAAAGCAGUCGGCCUAAACUUCAAAGAUGUGCUCGUUGCACUGGGUAACCUAGCUGAGAACAAAUUGGGUGUCGAUGCCUCGGGAGUGAUCACUCGCGUCGGAUCAGCUGUCACAGAUCUGAAGGUUGGGGAUAAGGUGAUGACAGCAUCGUGCGAUACCUUUGCCACCUAUGUCCGCUUCCCAGCCAAGGGCGCCAUUCCCGUACCAUCUGACAUGAGCUUUGAAGAAGCCGCGUCAAUGCCUCUCAUUUUCUUGACCGCCUAUUACGCUUUGGUUACUGCGGGCGGUAUCACAGCUGGUGAGACAAUUCUGAUCCAUGCCGCUGCUGGCGGUGUUGGACAAGCAGCCAUCAUGAUUGCCCAAGCCAAGGGUGCUGAGGUUUUCGCUACAGUCGGUGCGGAUAGCAAGAAACAACUCCUAAUGGAACAGUAUGGCAUCCGCGAAGACCGUAUUUUCAGCAGUCGAGAUACCAGCUUCGUCAAAGCUGUACUGCGUGCUACAAAUGGUAGGGGCGUUGAUUUAGUUCUGAAUUCCUUGGCCGGCGAAGCUCUGCGUCUAUCAUGGACUGACUGCCUGGCAAAAUUCGGUCGAUUUCUGGAAAUUGGAAAGGCGGACUUAUUCGCCAACACCGGCCUUGACAUGAAACCACUCUUGGACAACAAGAGCUAUAUUGGUGUAAACCUUCUCGAAUUUGAGAACAACCCAACGCCUCGAGCAGUUGCGCUAUGGCAUGACACGGCGAAGCUGAUUCAAGACAAAUCCAUCAAACCGAUUUUACCGCUUCAGAUGUUCACCAUGUCUGAGGUGGAGAAGGCUUUUCGACACAUGCAGGCAGGCAAGCACAUGGGUAAAGUUGUCGUUCGCGUCGACGAAGCAGAUGUCGUUCGUGCCGUGCCUCGCAUCCCGCGAAUACGCAUACACCCUGUCGGUACUUAUAUCAUCGCUGGGUUAGGCGGCAUCACGCGUGAGAUUGCACGCUGGCUGGCUGAAAAGGGAGCGCAGCAUCUGGUUUUCCUUUCGCGCUCUGCAGCUAGUGGGCCAGAUAAUCAAGCCUUCACCUUGCAGCUAAGGGAUAUGUUCAACGUCAACAUUUUGGCCUAUGAUUGUGACGUUGCCAACAAAGCAGCUUUGCAGGGAGUCCUCGAUGACCUUAAGGCCAAGGGAUUACCACCCAUCAGGGGAUGUGCGACUGGCGCCAUGGUCUUGCAAGACACUCUCUUUGACAAAAUGACCGCUGAUAACGUCCGCAAAACGGUCGGCCCCAAGGUUCAUGGUACCUGGAACUUACACGAACUGCUGCCGCGCGAUAUGGACUUCUUUGUAAUGCUGUCCUCAUUGGCUGGUGUUAUGGGCCAUCGCGGACAGGGUAACUAUGGGUGCGGCAAUAACUUCCAGGACGAGUUUGCUGCAUUCAGGCGAGGUCAGGGACUACCUGCCAUGACUAUUGAUAUCGGUUACCUCUUGUCCGUGGGGUUUGUUGCUGAGCAUGAUGAAUACGUUGACCACGUAAAAGCAAUGGGACUCAAGGUCAUGCAAACGUCCGACUUGCAUGGACUGCUAGCAACAGCCAUCGAAGGCCCUUCCAAGCAUCCGGGCCAAGUCAUGUGCGGUCUGCCGUUCAACGAGCAUGACGAUGCAUGGUACUGGAUAUGUGAUGCUCGGUUCGGUGCCCUGCGAAACCUCGCCGCUGGAACUUCAGCCAACAAGGGGCAAGUUGUCUCGCUGCGUGAAGAGUUGAUGCGGUGUGGCACCAUCAGCGAAGAGGCUGUGCAGAUCAUUACAAAAGCUAUGGUGCAGAGAUUGGCAAGUUUGAUGAUGACACCUGAGGAGGACAUUGACGCGGGUAAGCCGCUAAGCGCAUAUGGUGUUGAUAGCUUGGUUGCUGUCGAAGUGAGAAACUGGAUCGCACGCGAGAUGGCUGUUGAGUGCUCCGUAUUCGACAUCAUGCAAAACAUUCCAAUGACUCAGUUGGCUUGCAAUUUGGCGGAGAAGAGUAAGCUGCUCGUUGAGCAAGCCUGAAACUCGGGAGAGGUGAGCUUGGUCGGUAAAAGCACACAGCUGCACAUUAGAAAUUUAAGUAGACAAGACGCCUUACAUCGU